Cryptomeria japonica (Japanese cedar) is the source of this 874-nucleotide messenger RNA. RefSeq lists its product as uncharacterized. NCBI's taxonomy places the organism in Eukaryota, Viridiplantae, Streptophyta, Pinopsida, Cupressales, Cupressaceae. The transcript has a single exon. The record is from RefSeq and is a predicted model, not a curated record. The coding region runs from base 28 to 576 and encodes 182 amino acids.
ACUCGGUUUGACACCAAAGGCAAUCCAAUGGCUUCUUCAAAGACCAGAUCCAGCGCCCCUGUUCUCCACCUUGCCCUUCAGCGCUCCCUUUCCCCCACACGCCAUUCAUUUGCCCCCUCUCUCUCCUCUAAGCAUUACAAUUCUUCUCCUGUAAUCACUUUCGACUUGGCCAGAUCAGUGUCGCCAAAGAGAAAUCUGCAGGCCCGAUCCCCGGUCCGUUCGGUUCCGCCCAAGGCCGGGCAGAGGGCAGCCGUUCCGUCCGGUUCGGCAAGGAAGAUGUGCCUCUGCUCGCCUAGUAAUCACCCCGGCGCCUUCCGUUGCAGUCUCCAUAGGAAUUGCCCCUCUUCCUCUUCCUCUUCCUCCGCUUCUACCAAUUCUCAGCUGCACAUGCGCAGAUCGGCCAUGAAAAACUCUCUGGUGAGAAUCGGCAGUGUGGAAGGAGGUGAAUGGAUGAAGAAAGCACUCUCUGCGCUCAUCCGCCCCUCGUCUCAUCAAGUACGAAGGAGAACGUCGUUUCAGCCACAGCCGAGCAGGCUCUGUCAUAUGACCAGGGCGGAAGACGCGGCCGUAUCGUGAGGGCCAGGCCGUUGCCCGCUCUACACAAGACGCGUUUUGCUCGGUCGAGGAAAACGCCAUAGCAGCAAGCAGCGCUCGGUCUUUUGAUUUUCUGCUUAGGGUUUGGUCACAUAACUAGAGUAAACUUAUACAAAUCCUCAUGUCUUAUAUUAUCACAGCCUGCCGAAUUGCAUGGAUAGAUCGAUAUUCAGAAAAGCUAAAACAUUCCACCGAUAGCAAGAGAGAACUUUAAAAAAGUGUGUAAAGUGCAUAUAAUAUUCACUUUCAAUUCCAUUUCCUGCUGCACUCAGGAUUUUCA